Molecule: messenger RNA, 1017 nt
Organism: Alternaria burnsii
Lineage: Eukaryota; Fungi; Ascomycota; Dothideomycetes; Pleosporales; Pleosporaceae
Exons: 1
Coding region: 1-1017 (338 amino acids)
Source: RefSeq, a predicted model, not a curated record
AUGGAGUUAGCGAACCUUGCAAAUUCGACCGGUUUCGAACGCCAUUUGGAUAUCAGCACCCGUAUUCAAGCUAUUCAAAAGAACUGGUUCAUUCAAAACGGCUCUCAUGACGGGGACAUUCUCCCCCCUUCGCUCCUUGCUGGGGUACCAGUCAACUGUCUCCCAGCAAGAAUUCUCGAAGCUGUCCAUGAGCUUUCCACACUAACGAUCGGCCAACGAGAUCGUGCGCAUAGCCUUUUGAAUACCUACUUCCAGGCGCGCAUCCGCGAAGGAUCACACAGCGGCAAGAGUAAAAACAUCUUUGCUAUACUGGAGGUUGGCGAUGCAGAAAAAGCUUGUGAGAGUUUAAGGAGAAUGAGUCGAGGCCGCGAGAUGCAAGGCCCUGUUCCAGUCAAGGAAGAGGAGGCAAGGAAGAGGAAAUACUCGAUUAGACACGAGAUGGAUACUAGCAAUAGGGACGAUGACAAACACUCUGAAAAGUUAGCAAAACGUUUCAAGGAAGAGCUUAAUAUCGUUCCAGAAAACGACAAUGAGCCCGUCACACCACUCUCCAUCAACUUCCCUGAAUUACUCACGCCCCCAGAUUCGCGAAAAACUAUAACCCCCUCAACGAUCCCAAACACUCCCCGAACCCAACGCCGCGCCCGUCUUCCCCCAAUUCGCACAACUCAAAUAAAUACUCCUACGCCGACUUCUUCUCAAAAUGUUUCCUUUACCCCACUCUUCAACAGUUUGAAACAAGAGUUCGGCGAUCCAGAUACACCGUGUCCGAACCGACCGAGUACAUACCAACAGUUUGACAAUAGCAGCGUAUGGGACAACUUCAUGGGAGGCAAGUACGAAGCACCUAGAAUAAUAGAUCCUCGGAUACAGGCAGCGCAAAGAGCGACACACGAGUUCAAUGUACGAAGAAUAGAAGUGAUUGAGGCACAGAGGGCAUUUGAGGAGGCGAGGAGACGGUUUGGUGAGGCGAAGAGGAGGAUGGAUGGGGCGAGGGGGAGGUGUGGGUGGCGGUGA